AUGGAACCAACGAAAGCGGCAGGAUCACCCACCCCGGCUAGUGCAGGGCCGAGCCCGCCAACUAUUCCACUUAACCCCGGACCAAGAGGCGGUCAAAGCGAGCCGUCCCUAAUACUUCCAACGGUGGCUCUCCCCACGAGUACGCUCAAUAACUUUAUCCGACCUGGGGACGAGCCGGGCGAAAUUUUCGGCGACGAUGACUCUGCCUUGGGCUCUGACGUUGGCAGCUCUACGGGCUCUAUAACGUCGAGCAUCUUGCAUUAUCGCACUCUAAACGGCCGCACCUACCACAAUGACCGCAACAAUACGCAAUACUGGGGAGCGAACGAUGAUGCUCAGAACAACUCGGUGGACAUCAUGCACCAUGCAUUUACUCUUUUACUUGGCAACAAGCUUCAUUUGGCUCCGCUACCAGACAAGGUCGAAAAGGUGCUCGACCUAGGCACUGGCACUGGCAUCUGGGCAAUCGAUUUUGCGGACGAGCACCCAGAUGCUCAGGUGGUCGGUAUCGACCUAUCGCCCAUCCAACCUUCCUGGAUUCCUCCAAACGUAUCAUUUCAGAUUGAUGACUUUACAGAGCCUUGGUCUUUUGAAGAUAAUUCGUUUGAUUUUAUCUACCUGCGCUGGCUUUGUGGCGCCGUCAGAGACUGGGUUAAGCUAUUUUCUAAGGUUUACCGUGCCCUUAGACCGGGCGGCUGGAUCGAGUCCUUUGAUUUUGAUAGCAAGUACCUGUCCGACGACGACACGCUAAACGAUCAGACUGCCAUCUACCAAUGGGACCACAUCUUCAACGAAGGCGCCCGCAAAGCUGGCUUGAACGUUACUUGCUUAACGUAA
Molecule: messenger RNA, 837 nt
Organism: Grosmannia clavigera kw1407
Lineage: Eukaryota; Fungi; Ascomycota; Sordariomycetes; Ophiostomatales; Ophiostomataceae
Product: sam dependent methyltransferase
Exons: 4
Coding region: 1-837 (278 amino acids)
Molecular function (GO): methyltransferase activity
Source: RefSeq, a predicted model, not a curated record